CAGUGCCGGCACCUUGUGCAAGAGCCCCGGCCACGCUCCCCUGACUCAGCAGCCCGGCAGCUGCCACGGCACGCACGGCCAGGGCUGGAGCGAGCCCGCUGCGCCCCACUGUGCCCCACAGCACCCCUCUGUGCCCAGAUGUACCCCUCUGUGUUGUACCGCACUGCGCCCCCUGACUCCCAGCCCCCACCCGUGCCCACCCAGGGCAGCGCAGUUCCAUGGGUGGGAGUCCUGCAUGGAUGGGGUGGGGGGACCCCACUCCAGCCCCCCAGCCAGGGUGGGGGCACAGGACAGCCCCCCACACCUUCCCGUUGGGGUCCCUUCACAGGCCUGAGGCUGGUGAGCCUUGGGGGGCCCUGUCCUCCCCAGAGAAGAUGCUGUUCCCUUCCCCUGUCCCCCCCGGUUACUGCUCGUGACCCUGCGGUGACACAGGGACCAGGUGCUGGUGGGUGCCAGGGGAUGGGGAACCAUCCCCAAGCACGGGGGGCAGAGGAAAGGCCGGGGUCCUGCACCCCACUCCUGCUCCAUCCCCUCCCUGUCCCCUCUCCUGUCCCUGUCCCCUCCAGGCCCCUGCUCUCCUGGCACAGUGUGGGCAGGCUGGGGACAGCCCCUGUCCCCGCUGGUGACAAGUUGUGCCCCCACAGGCUCAGGGGGGAUGGAACAGGUACCUGUAGAGGGGGAUGAGGGGACCCCGAGUAUCCCUGUCACCCCAUUCUGUGACACCCCAGGAGUGCCGCUGUCACCUGGCAGAGCUGUCACCCCUGUGGCCUGGCAGGACAGGGAUAUGCAGCCCCUGGCACCGGCCUGUGAGGGUGCCCGGCCCCCCACUGCACCCUUGUGCCCCCACCUCUGCCCUCCAGAGAUCCCCAUCCCCAGGAGCACCCCAUCCCUCUCAGGAGCACCCCCAUCCCAGAGCCCCCAUGCCCAGAGAACCCCAACCCCAAAGACCCCCAUCCCCAGAGCCCCCAUCCCCAGAGCCCCCCAUCCCAGAGCCCCCCAUGCUCAGAGUCCCCAUCCCCAAAAACCCCCAUCCCAGAGUCCCCAUCCCCAGGAGCCCCCAGCCCGCAGCAGCCCUGGGUGAGGGUGGGGGGCACCCAUGGGUGCUGCUCCUGGCCCGUCUCUCCUCCCUCCCGGGGGUCCUGCCGCUCGCUCGAGCCGGCUGACGGGGCAGGAUGGGGACAGGACCAUGACGAGGUGGCCCGUGGGUGUCACAGCAGGUUCCAGGGCCGGGGUCCCCCCAGUGCGGGCAGGGGUCACCCCUGGCACCCCCAGAGCCCUGGGUAGCCCCCAGACCCAGCACGGUGCUGCUGGGGGACAUGGGGACACCAGCACAGCCCCUCCAGCCAAGGCCAUCACCCCCCAUCCCUUGGGUGAUCCCCAAGUUGCAGAGGGGCUGUGCUGAGCCCCGCGGGGCCCGGGCCGGAUCCUGCCCCACAGCAGCACUGGUGCUGGGCAUUGCACGUCCCUCUUCGGGUGACAAUCUGGCUUUGUACAGAAUAAAGCGUGCGAGGAGGGGACACGUCUGGUGCCGGGGCCACAGCAAUGGGCAUGGAAUGGGGGGCGAGGGGCUGCCCCGGGCAGGGCACGGCCACCCGGCUCUGUCACACAAGGCACCGGCACCACCUGCUUCCCUCGGUGCAGGGGGGACAGCCACGCAGGGACAGCGGAGCAGUGGGGACAGCAGAGCAGUGGGGACAGCGGAGCAGUGGGGACAGCCAUGCAGGGGACAGUGGAGCAGUGGGGACAGCAGAGCAGUGGGGACAGCCAUGCAGGGGACAGCAGAGCUGUGGGGACAGUGGAGCAGUGGGGACAGCAGAGCAGUGGGGACAGCCAUGCAGGGGACAGUGGAGCAGUGGGGACAGCAGAGCAGUGGGGACAGCAGAGCAGUGGGGACAGCCACGCAGGGACAGCAGAGCAGUGGGGACAGCAGAGCAGUGGGGACAGCCAUGCAGGGGACAGCAGAGCUGUGGGGACAGCGGAGCAGUGGGGACAGCCAUGCAGGGGACGGCAGCACAGUGCCCAUGCCAGUGGCUGCAGUGCUGCCCAUCUGGCACCCACUGCAGCCACAAGGCCAGUGGGUCUGGACAGGAGCCAGAGAGGAGGAGGAGGGGGAGGAGGAAGCAAAUGAGGCCACACGUGUUGGGGGUCCCACGGGAGGGUGCAGGAUCGUGCCGGGGCUGCACACCUGUGGGCGUGGGGCUGCUGCUGCCUGUCCUGCCUGCGCACAGGCACGCAGGGACUGACCUGGCCAGGGCAUGGCACAGUAUGGCACAGCAUGGCGCAGCAUGGCACAGCACGGCACAGCACUGCACAGCAUGGUGCAGCAUGGCACAGCAUGGCGCAGCAUGGCAUAGCACGGCACAGCAUGGCGCAGCACGGCACUGCAUGGCACAGCAUGGCACAGCACAGCCCCACUGUGAGACACACGAUUGUGCAUCUCCCCAGAUGUGCACCUCCUUGCACACAAGUGUGCACCCCCUGCACACAGAUGUACAACCCCCUUGCACACAGAAGUACAUGCCCGUGCACAUGGUCUGCACCCCCUUGCACACAGGCGUACACCCCCCUGCACACAGAUGUGCACAACUUGCAUGCAGAUGUACACCCCCCUGCACACAGAUGUGCACCCCCCUGCACACGGUUCUGCACCCCCCUGCACAUGGUUCUGCACCCCACCUGCACGCAGAUGUGCACCCCCUGCCCAUGGCCCUGCCCCCCCAGCCCCACCCCCCACCUCUGGCUCCCCACCGCUGCCCGCAGCCCCUCACCGUGCUAUGGGGGAGCCUGCUCUGGCCCCGCUCCCCAUGUCCCCAUGGGGAUCACGCCAUGGCCCCGUCCCACAGGGUCACCAUGGCUGGGUGGGCAGUGGGGGGAUGCCCUUUUGCCCCCGCAAGGAGCCCAGUAGCCUGGGGCCACCGUCAGCCGCUGGCAGGGCCACCCAUGGCCGGGACCCCAGCUCAGGGUUGGGGGUCCCACUUCGGGGCUGUGAUAGGGCCGGGCUCCCCGGCAGCCCCCUCGCCCCUCGGGAGCAGCGUCCCCCCGCGCCCGGUGCCGUGGGCUCAAACAUUAACCGGGGCCAGGUCAGCCGGUGACCCAUGGCCCCCGCGCCGGCUGGCGCAGGCUGGGCCGCCCCCGCGCCGCCCCCAGGGAUAAAACCGGGGGUCCCGUGGCCGCCCCACAGCCCGCAGCCCAGCGCCCCCAGCACAGCCCAGCGCCCCCCAGCACAGCCAGCAUGAGGAGCCUUGGCGUGGACCCUGACCCCUGUGAUGGGCCCGAGCCCAGCAAGGCCAAGGCCGAGUACCGGAACUACACGGACGGGAAGCUGCUGGACCGCGUCUACAACACCUACCUGCAGAUGCACACCCACCAGACCGUCGACUUCGUCCGCAAGAAGAGCGCGCAGUACGGGAGCUGCUCCCUGCGCACCAUGGGCGCCAUGGAGGCCCUGGACCUGCUGGACCAGCUGGUGGACGAGUCGGACCCCGACGUGGAUUUCCCCAACUCGUUCCACGCGUACCAAACCGCCGAGGGCAUCCGCCGCGCGCACCCCGACAAAGACUGGUUCCACCUGGUGGGGCUGCUGCAUGACCUGGGGAAGGUGCUGGUGCUGUUUGGGGAGCCCCAGGUGAGACCCCCGGGAUGGGGGCGCCCCGAGGGCUGUGCCCCCCACACCGCAGCACAGCUGGGGAAGGGGCUGGGUGUGCAGGGUUCCGGCCCUGACCCCCACUGGCUCUCCCCCCAGCACCGAGUUCGGGAUGUACCAGCCCCACUGCGGCCUGGAGAACGUCCUCAUGUCCUGGGGACACGAUGGCGUUCUACAUGGUGCGCUUCCACUCCUUCUACCCCUGGCACGCGCACGGGGAUUACCGGCACCUCUGCUCCGAGCAGGACCUGCAGAUGCUGCCCUGGGUGCAGGAGCUCAACAAGUUCGACCUCUACACCAAGCAGGAGGAGCUGCCGGACGUGCAGCAGCUCCGGGGCUACUACCAGGGCCUGAUCGACAAGUACUGCCCGGGGCAGCUCUGCUGGUGAGCGGGGACCCCCCGUGAGGGGACCCCCACCCACCCCACGGCGCCGCACCGGACCCCGACCUGCCCCACGGCACCGACACAGCACCCCCCGCUCAGCCCCUCGCCGUGGGCGCACCGGGCUCUACAAUAAACCCGCUGUCACGCA
Messenger RNA from Columba livia (rock pigeon), 4176 nucleotides. RefSeq names its product myo-inositol oxygenase (gene MIOX). The coding region runs from base 3233 to 3997 and encodes 254 amino acids. Lineage: Eukaryota; Metazoa; Chordata; Aves; Columbiformes; Columbidae. Gene Ontology annotation, cellular component: cytoplasm. Gene Ontology annotation, molecular function: iron ion binding; inositol oxygenase activity. The record is from RefSeq and is a predicted model, not a curated record. Gene Ontology annotation, biological process: inositol catabolic process. The transcript has 8 exons.